AUGGUGGACUACAGUAAAUGGAAAGACAUUGAAAUAUCUGACUUUGAGGAUGAUACACAUAUUAAUAUUGACACGUCAUCGUUAUUCCGAUGGAGAUAUCAGGCACGAAUAGAACGCAUGGAAGACGUUGAUGCCAUAGGUAAACCAGGAUUCGUCAGAACCGUAAUAAACACAGCUCCAAAACCAAAACGAGAAGUUUUGUCUGAAGAGGAACAAGGAAAACGUUUGAAAGAACAAUUUGCGAAAUAUGAAAAGUUCAUAAAGAUUUCUGAAAUGCUGUGUUUCCUGAAGGACCAUCCAGAACAUGUAAGUGAACAUACAGCAAAUUAUUUGGUUACUUGGUGCAUUCGUUUGGAGAUGGAGGAGAAACAUGACCUAAUAGAAAUGAUUCAGGCAAGAGCAACUAUGAAACGGAAGACCGCUCUGGCUGAAGCCGAAGAAGAGGAACGUAAAGCAAGACUUGCCUCAGGAGGAUUUAAUAUACUGAAAAUAUUAGAAACCCUCUCAAGACAAUUGGAAAAGUGUUUUGAAGGUCAAGAUGUAAGACUACUUCAACAAAUAAAUCUGAACGUGCCUGAACAAGAAGCACAGUACCACAUGAAACGCUGCAUAGGUUCUGGAUUUGUGGGCUCCAGAUACAAAAAAAAGAAUCUACAGAAAGAGAAAUUACAGCUUCUGAUGACCAUUAAGUUGUUUUGA
Schistocerca serialis cubense is the source of this 699-nucleotide messenger RNA. Its product is annotated as hsp90 co-chaperone Cdc37-like. Gene Ontology annotation, cellular component: cytoplasm. The coding region runs from base 1 to 699 and encodes 232 amino acids. NCBI's taxonomy places the organism in Eukaryota, Metazoa, Arthropoda, Insecta, Orthoptera, Acrididae. The transcript has 3 exons. Gene Ontology annotation, biological process: protein stabilization; protein folding. Gene Ontology annotation, molecular function: protein kinase binding; heat shock protein binding; protein-folding chaperone binding. The record is from RefSeq and is a predicted model, not a curated record.